AUGCAGCUUUUACUGCGUUCGGGAUUGUUACAGCAGUUCAAGUAUUUCCACGCUAAACGUUUCAUAACACAAAGCGCGACCGGCAUACAGGUUUCAGAGCUAACAAAUGAUGUAAAACAUCAAAUCGAAUCCCAUUGGCGUCCAAAAGUAUCAGAAGGUGAUUUCGAUCCCAAAAGAGGCGAUAAAUUUUAUGUGCUAUCCAUGUUCCCGUAUCCUUCAGGUACAUUGCAUAUGGGUCAUGUACGAGUUUAUGCAAUAAGCGAUACCGUAGCACGCUUUCAUCGCAUGUGUGGUAAAAAUGUAUUUCAACCUAUUGGUUGGGAUGCCUUUGGAUUGCCGGCCGAAAAUGCGGCGAUACAACGCGGUGUAGAGCCGGCUGAGUGGACAGAUUCAAAUAUUGCGCAAAUGAAGCAGCAGCUCCAAGCUCUAAGCUGUUCAUUUGAUUGGAAGCAUGAAAUGUCAACUUGCUCACCAGAAUAUUAUAAAUGGACGCAGAAGUUAUUUAUGAUGCUAUACAAUAGAGGACUAGCUUACCAAAAUGAGGCUUUAGUGAAUUGGGAUCCCGUAGAUAAAACUGUCCUGGCCGAUGAACAAGUGGAUGCCAAUGGAUGCUCGUGGCGCUCUGGUGCAAAAGUGCAGAAAAAGUUGUUAAAACAAUGGUUCAUACGCACAACUUCCUACGCUAAAGCGCUAUUAGAUGGUCUUGAGGAUCCUAUACUGCAAGAUUGGCGUGACAUCAUCAACUUACAACGUCACUGGAUUGGCGAUUGCGAUGGUUAUGCAUUUCAACUACUCACCUCAGCGACAAAUUACUUGCGUAUUUGGACAAAGUUUCCGGAACAUUUAAAGGAUCCAAAUGCAUUUAUUGUUAUUAAGCAAAAUCAUUACUUAUCCAAAUUGAAUAAUGCUUCUCGUCUAACUGUUGAAAAUCCUUUUGCUGGCACUGUUAUUCCAGUCAUCUUUAGCGAUCAAGCUGAUUUUCCCGAGCACUGUGAUGUUUACUUGGCUGCACCUAGCUUUCGUGAACGAGAUAGAGAACUCCAAGAAGAGUUUGGACUCGCAUUUUUCGCACACACAAAUGCUUCUAACACAUUAGAUGCUAAAAGUGCACGGGAAGAUGUUUUGGAAGCGGCCGAACGUUUGAAAAUUGGUGGCUAUCGCGUAUCCUCCAAAUUACAGGACUGGCUAAUAUCGCGCCAGCGCUACUGGGGUACACCCAUACCAAUUAUACACUGUAAAAAAUGUGGUUCUGUGCCUGUGCCUGAAGAGCAAUUGCCUGUUAUGCUUCCUGCAAAGCAUCUGACUAAUGCAGAACGUGAAGAGGCACUACGUUGCACUUGUCCCAAUUGCGGUGAUACAGAUGCAAAGCGUGAAACCGAUACUAUGGAUACAUUUGUUGAUAGCUCCUGGUAUUACUUACGUUUCCUAGAUCCGAGCUACACCAGGGAUAUGGUAAACAAGGACGUCGUAGACAAAUGCAUGCCAGUUGACUUAUAUAUAGGCGGUAAAGAGCAUGCAGUCUUGCAUCUAUACUAUGCACGUUUUAUCAAUCACUUUCUGCACAGUUGUGGAUUAUCACCCACAACGGAACCCUUCUCACGUCUACUGGUACAGGGCAUGGUUAUGGGACGUUCAUUUAGGAUUAAGGGUUCAGGACGCUACGUCAAGGAAGAUGAGGUAGAGAUUGUGAAUGCCAAAAAGAAUCAAGCGCGUUUGAAGGAAACUAACGAGCCAGUGGUUAUGACUUGGGAGAAAAUGUCGAAAUCCAAAUUCAACGGUGUAGAUCCAACCGAAAUGUUUAGAGAAUAUGGCACCGACACUACACGCCUCAUAUCGUUGGCCGAUGUGGCGCCGACCUCGCACAGAAAUUGGUCCAGUGCCACCUUCCCUGGCAUACUCAAUUGGCAAAAGCGUCUUUGGUUAACGUUGAGUGAUUUUCAUGCAGCGCGUACUGCUGUUAAUGAUGCCGAAUUAGAUAAUGUUGAUACCACAAGUGAAGCAUUUCAAGCGGAAGACGAUAAAUUGUUUGAUGCGCGUAAUUUCUAUGUGAAGGGUGCUACAUUUAACUAUCGCCAUACACAUCAAUUGAGCGUGGCUAUCUCCAAAAUGCAGGGUCUAACCAAUUCGCUGCGACGCACGCCAAAACAAAUUAUUCGCCAUAGUCCACAAUAUGAACGCGCUUUGGCUAGCCAGAUUAUAAUGCUUGCACCUAUGGCGCCGCAUUUCGCUUCGGAGUUAUGGUCAAAAUUCGUUGCUGUACCGAAUCGCUUGAACGCCUCAACGCACGAACUGCAAUGGGAAUGCGAUGUGUUGGCACAACGUUGGCCAGACAUCGAUGCAGACUACAAGCUGGACUUGUCAAUUAAAGUGAAUGGCUUUGAAAAUUGUGCCAUAAAAAUAGCACGUAAUAAUUUAGAUAAUAUUACGCAUAAUGAUGCAAUGGACAUUGCUUUCAAUACCGCAUCCGUUACUUCAUAUCUCACAGAUAAAAAGAUACGUACGACUAAUUUUGUACUCUAUCCGGGUAUUGAGGCUAUUCUAAAUAUUUAUGUCGAUAAAAUUAAACAAUCAACAUCGCAAACAUCAAGUUCUAAUGAAGAGGUUUUUAACAAAUAAGUUUUUAUCAAAACUUGGAAUAGUUUAGUUAUGUUGUUGUAAAUAGUUUUAAAAAUAUUAAGUGUUAAUAUUUACCUAAGCAAUUCGAUUUAUGUGACAGAAACAUAAAUAAAUAGAUAUAUUUGCUAAGCGGUUUUUGUAAUGUGUUUUAAGAUUGUUGGCGCAUUUUAAAAAAUAAAUAUAAUAUGUAUA
Molecule: messenger RNA, 2808 nt
Organism: Ceratitis capitata (Mediterranean fruit fly)
Lineage: Eukaryota; Metazoa; Arthropoda; Insecta; Diptera; Tephritidae
Gene: LeuRS-m
Product: probable leucine--tRNA ligase, mitochondrial
Exons: 7
Coding region: 1-2616 (871 amino acids)
Biological process (GO): mitochondrial translation; leucyl-tRNA aminoacylation
Cellular component (GO): mitochondrion
Molecular function (GO): leucine-tRNA ligase activity; ATP binding; aminoacyl-tRNA deacylase activity
Source: RefSeq, a predicted model, not a curated record